AUGGUCUCGCCAGCUACACCCUAUGUACGACCACCAUCGAGUUCAAGUGCGCUAUCAAAGAAACAAGCGCAGGGGCCUCGUCGCCCGCCACCACUCAACCUCAAUCCCGCAAAGAAAGUCUUUAAUUCGCAAUCCACAAUCAAAGCCGUUCGUGGUAGCGUGUGUUGGUCCGACGAGGGCACUGAAGUUCCCCUGAUAAUGGAACGGGGAGUCGGUUCUAAUAGGUCCACACCAGGCCAUUCCAGUGCUAAAGCCUCAGGAAUCCUGGGUGCGAGACCCCAUGAGUUGACCGACAUGGUACUCACCAGGAAUCUCAGUGUGGGGGAAGAGGAUGAUUUCGACCGUCGCCCUGUAUCCCCUCAAAGAUCUCUUCGCACUAUUAUUGAUCUGGACUCGCCACUGGGGUCCGAUGAAGAAUCCGACAUCUCUCCCAUCUCUGAAGAUCGACCUCUCGCCAACUCAAGUAAAGUGCUGGCCCGCUUUUUCCCUGAGUUAACAGGUAACUUUGCUGUGAUGCCGCCCGAUGGAGUCGAACCGAAGCCCAAGUUUAGGAAAGGUCGUCUACGUAUUGAAGAUGAAAUUGGGGAACGAGUUCAGUCUCUUUACCAGAACUCCACGCACAAUACCAGUCAACGAGCACUACGGGUCGAUCAUCACGCUGGAACUGAGACAGAAACAACCAUUUCAUCCGAUCAUGAGCGACAAAGUUCAACAACCAGCCUUGAAGACGGGAGGAAAGACAACUGGAAAAUGGACAGCCUGUCUAAAGGGUCUCCCCCAACAGGCUUUGAUGAUGAGGCCUCGGUACAUUCGGUUGGAAUCGCUACACAAGUUCAAGUUCCCACGAACCGAAUGUCCGCCAAACCCACGCCAACUCGUUAUGACUCCAAUUCUUCCAAGAUCUCCAAGGCUUCAAUACAAGAUUUGCGAUACAAACCAUUACCACGUGCGCCCGUGAUGGAGCCCGAUAUGCCUGAAUCGUAUUUAAAACCGAUCUCAUCGCGCGGACAUUCCGCUUCCAACUGUGCUGACUGCAUGGCUCACCGUCCCCACGUACCCCACUCUGUCUACGCGACGACCCGCCAUAACCAGUCAUCACGGUGUCAAUCUUGCGGGAGACAUGGUCAGUCUCCGAAUCAUCGCGAACGUGCUAACCGAUCCGAUCACAAACAUCAACAUCACGUUGAAAGAAAUGGUUCAACAUGGAAACACGCUACGGAUGAGUUGGAGAUUACAUAUAUUAAUGAUGGAAAGUCAGGUAGACGAGUUUUGGUACUGGAUGGUCCCCUCCAAAUCAGUCGCAAUAACCAUGGUGACUUGGUCGCGGCGCGGCCCGCCCCCCUGCCUCCUACCACGAAACCUUACUCUGAAUCACCAGCAUCCUUGGAAUUGCUAAGGAAAGAGGCUCGUCGGAUGGGAAGUAGUACUUCUCUGCGAGAAAGUGUGACCAAGAAGAAGGGUCACAAGUAUACCCGAUCGAAGGACUCAAAUGAGUCUAUACGGGACGGUAAACCAUCCAAGUCCAAGGAUGAAUCAAAGGGCGGUCGAUGGAGCGGAGGAAAUUCCAAAUCCAACGAUAGCUCGAAGGGUAGCGAUCUGCAAAAGCUGAAAAAGUCAUUUUCCAUCGCCAGGCCCACAUUCCACCGAAGUAAACCCAACACGCGGACGGAUCAGCGCCGCUUCAGCAGGUUGAGUACGUUGAGCUCACGGUCGGAUACGGCAGUGGACCCACAGGCGGAUCAGACUAAUUCUGACGAGGAGACGCGACGUUUGUCACGACAUUUGUCCUUGUCGCAUCCCAACCUUGAGGUGGUUCCGAUCGAGGACGAUGAUUCGGGUUCUAACAAGCGCGAGGAUCUCCUGCUUCAAUUGCCUCGUCUGCAAACCGACAACUUAAGCUUCAAACAUCUGCUCGAGCAGUUUGCGCCCGGUUACCAAUCUUCUCCCCUGACCAACCCGACGAGUAUUUCUAAACCAAACCAAGAAGACACGAGAGAUGCGAAGGAAGUCUUUAUCACCAAAUUGUCUACGCCUCAAGCCCAAAUACAACCGAACGAUGACAAAAUAGUUGUUGAAACUCCGUUGAUGUACCCGCCUCAGACUAUGCGACCAUCGCAAAAAAUGCGCCAGUCGACAGCAUUCGUCUCUACCUCCAAGGCCAGUAGUGUCUACCUUCGAAACGAAUUAGUCUACGAACUUGCCGCAGGACCACCCCUCCCCAGCUGUGCAAAUGCCUCCACCGCUACCGAUGUCACACGCCAAUGGCAAAAAUAA
This is a messenger RNA of Penicillium malachiteum, 2274 nucleotides long. RefSeq lists its product as uncharacterized. The record is from RefSeq and is a predicted model, not a curated record. NCBI's taxonomy places the organism in Eukaryota, Fungi, Ascomycota, Eurotiomycetes, Eurotiales, Aspergillaceae. The coding region runs from base 1 to 2274 and encodes 757 amino acids. The transcript has a single exon.